This is a messenger RNA of Xyrichtys novacula (pearly razorfish), 6900 nucleotides long. NCBI's taxonomy places the organism in Eukaryota, Metazoa, Chordata, Actinopteri, Labriformes, Labridae. The record is from the annotation of a GenBank genome assembly.
GCGCGUUCAGGCUACAGAUGAAAUCGUGAUGGCGAGCAAACGUCUAUCAUCAUGGGCCAGAAAUACCAGAAAAAUACGCUUCAAAUUUCACGUGAAAGACAAAUACUGCAGCAGACUAGAUGCUUUGGAGCUACAGUCUGUCAGAAAAGCAAGAAGAAGAAAGUGUCCCAACAUUGCAAAGCGUUUUCGAUGUAAUGAAGCUGCACAGGGCAACAAAAAUGACGAGACUGGUCAGUGGAGAUUUAAUGAGUCGGUAAUGUUGCUCAGGCGUCGGUUGUUUGACUCUCAUCAGAAUAUUUCCCAUUAUUCUGAGGUUUCGAUGUCGUGUCUACUAAGAUUCACUGACUGUUACGAAGCGCGUGAUGAAGGUGGCAUGUUUACUUUAUCAACGUAAUGCGCGUUCACGAUCAACAGGUGGCUCCGUGGCGCAAUGGAUAGCGCAUUGGACUUCUAGUCAAGCACUUGAGGAGUGAUUCAAAGGUUGUGGGUUCGAGUCCCACCGGAGUCGCACUUUUCGUCCUGGUAAGCGGGUCCUACUCGAACUGUAUAGACUUAAAGGAGGGACAGCGAAGAGUGACCCUGCUGAAAUAUAAACACCAUAACCCUUAUAUUACUUUCAAUGUGUGAAGUGUGGAUCAACAGUAUUUUUUAAUUUUGUCAUCACAAAUGAAUUAACAUAUGAUAUCCAACAAUCAACAAGAAUAAUAUUGAUAACAAAAUAAAAGCAGUAACUUAAAAAUCUGCUGCGUUUGAUUCAACCAUAUUCUUUAAACUAAACUAAAGUUGCAUUUUCAUCUUACAUGAUAUCAGGGUCCAUCAAGUGAAAUAGAAACUAAAAGAAACUACACAGAGCUGUAGUUUCACUUUCAUAUACAAGGAUUUACGCUCAUUAAAUUUUCUCAGAAUCUAAACAUGAUAAAAAGUAAUGUUCUAUAGGGUAAUUUCAACAACUCAAUUAUGUCAAUUGAGAGCUUUUUCAGUUAUGUACAGCACAGCCCAUGAUAAAUGUGAAUGUUUGUUGACUUAUUUAAAAGACUAUUUUCUUAAUUACUCGGGAGUGGCAUGUCCUCAAAGGCCACCAUCAUUUCAGUAAAAGGAGAGGUGAGCCGGGUAGUGUUUUAGUGUACAAUCUGACUGCUAGAUAUUGCUUCAUAUUCCUGUUUUUAAUAUUCAUUCAUGACUGACUGAGUUCUCCCACCACUAGAUGGAGGCUACGUUACAAAUGAACAGUCCCUUCACAGCCUCAUCAGGGUCAGAUAGAGCUGGGUCACAGACAGAAAAGCAGGUACAUGAAGGCUGUAUAGAUUCAAACAGGCAGCCAGAGCUGAGGAGUGAAGAGAGGACACAGAGAGAGAGAGCGUACAGACACAGUUUGAUUCAGUCUCUGCAGAUCUUAAACCAUGGGAGUGCUGAGGACAUCGGUCACCCUUUUACUCCACCUGGCUGUCUCUCUGGCGGUAAGACCCUCCAGAUAACCUCUCACUUUUUAAUUUACUUUUACCUCUGAUCAGUCAGUGAAGUAUCCCGACUGAAUAUUAGGAAGACUGGAAACAAAAAGUAAGGGAAAUGGACAUGGACCAUGAAAAUAUAUUUAAAAAAAAACAACAACAGGGAUGAUUUUAUUCUAAUCGGACAUGUUGCAUCCAUGUAUUUAUGAAUUAGGUUAAUAAUUUGACUUAUUGCAAUAAUAAAAAAGUUCUGACUGUUUCAUAUCAAUAUUAACAAUUUUAGCAUGGAUGAGGUUGGAAAAAAAACUUUUAAUAAAAAGAAAGUAUCAAAACUUAAGUCAACAAAGUGCUAACCACAUUAUGACAACCCUUAAAUGAGACUGAAAGGUCAGAUACUGGCUAAACUGAACCAUUAAAAUAAAUCAAAAUAUUGCAAAAACACUGUCAGCAUGAAGUAGAAACUGCCUCUACUUUAUUUAUGAUGUCUUCUUUCUUUCCGUCCAGGCUCCUGUGCCGUGUGAGGAGAAGGUGGUCCGCCUUGAGGCAGAGAUCCAGGGCCUGAGAGACGUCAUCAACGACCAGCAUAACUACAUCCAAGAGCUCCAUCACAGCCAGGCCAAGCAGCUGGAGCUCAUCCCGAACUCUCACCUUGGCUCUGACAACCUGUACAGAGGUAAGACAAGACCCCCAAACAGGAGAUAGAAAAGUGAUGAUUCUGCUGCUGCGGCUUCAUACGGACAUGACUGACGGUGGCAGCAGCGUCUUUUGGUUCAAAUAUAAACAAGAAAUAUCUGAAGUGGAUCAAUUAUGAUAAACACAAAGCUAAAAUUACCCAUAAUCCUCAGUGAGAGUCUUGCAGAGACAUAACGCUCAUGUGUAUCUGUGUAUGUGUGUGUUCAGACUGCUCCGAGGUGUUUGAAGACGGUAAUGUUGCGAGUGGACUGUAUGUGAUCCGUCCAGACGGCUCUCCGACAGCUCUGAGUGUCUUCUGUGACAUGAACAACGGAGGAGGGUGGACCGUCUUCCAGAGGAGGAAAGACGGCAAGGAGAGCUUCGACAGGUGUGUGUGUCUUUGUGUGUGUGUAUCAGUCAUGGUUAAUGCUGUACAUGCUGUUUGAUCGUGUGUGUUUUUGUGUAUUUGCAGAGCUUGGGUGGAGUAUAAACACGGGUUUGGAGACCUUUUCUCACCGAACGGAGAGUUCUGGUUGGGCAAUGACGCUCUGCACCGUCUCACCUCACAAGGUGUGCAUGUGUGUGUGUGUGUAUCUGAGUGUUUGUGUGCUCUGAUGGUCUCUCAUACAUUUUAGGUUGUAUGUGUGUAACUCUGCGUCUUUUUAGGAAACUACGACCUGCGGAUCGACUUGGAGGACUUUGAGGGGAAUCAGCGCUUCGCAGAGUACAAGAACUUCAAAGUGGACGAUGAAAAGGUACAGACAUCCUUCAGCUCGCUCAGGGGAGGGGAUCCUGGGGUGUUUUCAGGUCCUCUGAACUCUUGGUCUGCCCCAAGCCAGGGUCGAAGAGCUGAAAGUUUGCGUCCUCUCGCUCCACUGCAUCCUCUCAGUCCCCCACAGCAGUUGGGUUUGUCUUCUUCUUUGCUGGAUGCUGAAGCACAAUCAUUUGGUCCAAAUCUCUUUUCAGUUCCCAAACGGUCCUGGUCUUAUUUAGACUACUGUGUGGAAACUUCAUCAAGGACGUCUGGCUCCAGGUCUGAGAGCUGUCCUCCAUCUUUCUUCUUCUGUUGUGUCUAUCAUCCUCCAUCUUUCCCACCCUUGUCCUGAAGUUUGUCUCUUCUCAGAUCCAAAACUUUGAGGCUCAGUAAAAUCUCCCAGAUUUAGAGUUGAAAUUGUUUUUGUUCGCAUAAAUGAAACAAAACCUUGACUGGACCAAAGCUGAUUUUAAAUGAGUUCUGUUGCUUUCUUUUCCUCUUCUAGGACAAGUAUCAGUUACACCUGGGAGAGUUCACUGGAAAUGCAGGAGACGCCUUUUCUGACAUCAGCGGCACCCCCUCUCCUGAGCAGCAGUGGUCCAAUCCAGACUCCAAUGGUUCGAAUGUGAUCAAAUUCAGCACCUUUGACCACAUGAGCGAUGCUGCUGGAGACGAAGAAGACGAGGACGCCAAGUGUAUCAGACACAGCAAGUCAGGCUGGUGGUUCAGCAGGUAACGGACUCACAGAGGAGGAAAAACCAUAAAGCAGAGUUUUUCGCAUUUAGAUAAUGUUUAUUUAAUUAGUUUGAGGUCUUUGUUGAGCCUCCUGACAUAAAAAAAAAGAUGUUGGCUCACACACAUCAUUUAUCGAUUCUAAUUCGGAUUCAAUUAGACAAACCUUAUAUAAACAGAAGAGGAUUUGGGGCACUGGAAAGAAAAAAAACUCCAGUAUAAUAAUUUUAAAAAUUAUUUUUAUGCAAUCAAAGUCAAAAUUCCAACUUUAUUGUCAGAUAAAAUUAUGAAAAAUAAAAAUAAUAAAAAAAGGAAAUAUUGGACCUUUUUUUCCCAGUGGCCCUUAUCCUCUUCCAUAGAUAGAUAGAAAAAUAGUAAGAUUGUCACUUCUUCUACUGAAGUUAGAUUAAAAGAUAUUCUGGGGCGUGUCUCCUGCCCCCUGGUGGACUAUAAGUGCACUGCAUGAUGUCCCUGUCUGGUUCUCACACUGGUGAUACCUUUGGCUGUACAUAGUCUAAAUGUCUUCAUCUCUUUGACUUCCUGCUCACAGGUGUGAUUCAGGAAACCUGAACGGACAUUACUACAACGGGCCGUACAAAGCCAUGGCUGAUGACGGGGUCGUGUGGUACACCUGGCAUGGUUGGUGGUACUCCAUCAAAUCUGUGGUCAUGAUGGUGCGAGCCUCCGACCUGGAGAGCCAGACGACGGUCAGCCCCUCAGUACCCGGGCAGCUCGACCCCGACAAAGCAGCAGGCAACGAGGUAGAUGUUUUUUAUGAGGGCCAAUGAAAGUGUGGAGCCGCUCACUCGAAGGUUUUUCUUUUUUGUGUGUGUGUCGUCUUUUUAAAUAUUUCUCUAAAAGGGUUAUUUGUUUAUUUUUUUUAAACAUUGGCUCCAUAUGGAAACGCUCCUGCAGAUUAAUCUAACCUGCUGCAUUGAAACCACCUGUGAAUUCCUAGAAAUGUACCAAUCAAAGCGGACCACUGCAAAGACUGUUCAUGAAAAACUCUAAAAGAAUAUUUGAGUUCAAACUUGUUUCUUUGAACAUUUUGUUAAAGGUCUGAAUGAGAAAUGUCUCCAAACAAUGAAAGAUGUCUUUGUAUUAAAUCUGUGAUAAUAAAGGAAGUAGUCUCUGAGUUCAACAGAAUCAUUUAAAAAAUUAUAAAUUAUGAUACUUAACAAAGGUUGGAAAUGACAUGUUAAUCUUGAACACAAGCCCAGACACAUGGUCUGUGAUAACAACCCUACACACUGAUUCACAUCAAGUCAUCAGAGCAAGAUUGAACGACUAUAUUUUUCCCCAGCAGAUGAAGUCGAGGAUUUACAAGUGAUUUCAGUGCCACCACAAAGUGUCACAAAGCAAAAAAGAAUAUUUUACUUCAGUUAUUAAAGAAAGUGAAAAUUCGAUUCGCUCUAGACUCUUUACAUUUAAUCGUUUACAUGAUUUUUCUGUUUUUAAUUUGACGAUUUUGGCCAACAGCUAAAAAAAAUCAUCUCAAAAUAGUAGGUACAAUUAUUACGAAAGCGUAUUGCAUUCACUUACAAAAAAGAAACUUUGAGUAUUCUUUUGUCUUUGCUAUUUUUGUACUAAUAUUUUUCUUCUGUUUUGUGUACUAAUAAUUUUCCCCUCUUUGUGUUUUUUGGACCAAUUUUUAUUCUGUUUUUCGUAUUUUAUUUUAUUUUUUCUGUUUUCUGAAAAAACAGUGAAAAACAGAAAAAAAAUUGUCAUAAAAAGAGGGGGAAAAAUAUUCCGACAAACAAAAAAUAGUCAGAAAAACUGAAACAGGGUUCCUACGCAAGUAUGAAAAGUAUGGAAGUAAUUUAACCAAUUUCCAGGUCUGAAAAGUAUGGGAAAUGAAAAUAAAGUAUGGGAAAAUAUUGAGAUUUCCAGACUAUUACAACAGUAAAAAAAACUGUUUUCUAAUUAUAGAAAAGUAGGUAUUUCCAGAAGUAAUUUUAAAAAGAAGUGAAUGGAAAAGUAUGGAAGUUCCAAGUGACGGAAAAGAAAAAAAUAUAGUUCGAAAAAACAGAAUAAAAAAAAAAAUACUUUGAAAACCACUUUUUUUUUUGUGGGGGUGAAUUCAAUACGCUUCCAUAAAUUAUAACAAAAAGCUACAAUCUUUAUCUUACGACUCUAAUUUCUGACAGCACCAUUUUUCAAAUGUUGAGAAGAUGGUGUGAAUUUUAUUUUAAUGUUUUCUCCUGUUUCGUCUUCUGUAAUCCUGUCUGUGAUGUUGUUGCAAAAAUCCCAAGAUAAUGUCAAAUGAUUGUAAUACAGUUUAACCUGGACUUGAUAAGUUUAAAGAAGCUGAAAGACAAAAUAAAGAUCUUCUAGUGAAUCUCCUUUGAUGGGGAUCAUGUCACAGCCUUCACAGCCUGUCUGUAGAGUUUGUUUUGUUUUCUUACAGUUAUUGAGAAGCAGAAUUAUGUAAAUUCAUGACAGGAGUGAACUGAAAAUCAUCUCACCCACCUCUGUGUAACAUCUAAAAUAAAAAUAAUCAUUUAUUUCAUACUGUUUUUUAUUCUGUGUCCAAAAUAAAGCAGAACAUGGUACACUGAGGCAAUCCGGGUACAUCUGAGGUUUUUCAGGACAAACACCAGACACACACACACACACACAAAGUUUCUUUUUGGAUUCAGUAAAACCAGUCUGUCGGUUAGAGGAGAUGAUCACUGGUGGUUUUAUAUGCAACCCAAAGCAAAGACGGAUCAUCUCUGCUCAGUCGAUGGUUCAGCUUUGCCUUGACUCUCUUUGGGCACGAGGUGAUUUCAGAGGAUGGGGAGAAAAGGGGUGAUAUCUCUUUAUUUCAUGAGAGACGGGAGGAGGAAAGGUUCAACACUUCGAUAAACUGCAUAUUUUGCUCUGAGGAGGUGUGUGUGUCUGCACUGGCCAGCUCAGAUUUAACAUCCAAGGGUGAUUACAUUCCACAAAGUAGAUUAAGGUAGAGGUUGUGAGGAGCUCACAGGAGGAACAGACAUCCACUCGAUCAAAGGUUCAUGUCAGUAAUUCAGGUGAGUUCCUCAAAUGAGCGUAACGUCCGUCCGCUUCGUCCGAAAGGUCCGAAGCAGAUCUGUGAUUGAGCCUCGCUCUUUGGGAGGAGGGGGGGAAAAAAAACGUCCUCUUUAAAAGAAGGAAAAAAGGCAAAAGAAUCCAUGCUAAUCCACCGAGAAGUACCCGUCUUUGUGAUUCGCCAAACCCAAACAACUCAGAGUCUGCUCCCACCAAAACGCCGCAAAUCUCCAAGGUUUUUCCCACCCUGUGACUUUUAAAAAAAAGAGGCUGUGAGAAAAAAGG